Messenger RNA from Paramecium octaurelia, 1967 nucleotides. Lineage: Eukaryota; Ciliophora; Oligohymenophorea; Peniculida; Parameciidae. The record is from the annotation of a GenBank genome assembly.
AUGAAGGACAAUCCUGAUUUCUCGUUUGAUUUGUUUGAAUUCCAAGGGUUUUUGGGUUAAGGGUCCUUUGGGACUGUGUUGAAGGCCCUAAAUAAGGAGACCCAACAAUUGGUGGCAGUCAAAGUAAUUGUCCAUGUCCUAACUUAUUCUAGGUAAUGAAGAAGAAAUCCCUAUUGCAACUGGAGUAACUAUUGUAAGAGGCCCAUAUUUUGUAAGAGUUGCAACAUCCCAACAUUGUGAAGUUUUUCGGAGUACAUGAGACUGAUUCCAGGAUACUUAUCGAAAUGGAACUCAUUUAGGGAGGUACAUCUGAUCAAUCUAUUCGUAGGCUCUUUAAGUUCCAUCCCCAAAUGUUCCGAGGAAUAGAUCAAAUACAUAAUGUAUUAAAUAUUCAAUGCCUUACAAUACAUGCAUAACAACAACAUCGCCCAUAGAGACCUCAAGCCAGAAAACAUACUCGUCACUCAUGAUUUGAGCCUCGUCAAAGUAACUGAUUUCGGCUUAAGCACAGGAUACGCCUCCUUAAUGACCAAACAAUGUGGAACUCUCAUUUAUAUGGCACCUGAAUAAUUAAAUAAUAAGAUAUACAACAAGGCCAUCGAUAUAUGGGCUGCUGGAGUGAUUAUGUAUCAACUAAUCGUUGGAUAACACCCCUAUUAUUAAAAGGGUUGCGAUUUAAGUUAAUCACAACUGCAGAUGCAUGAACAAUGCAAAACGUAUCUUAAUGAGUAAUUUUGACAUAAUUAAUCUAGAGUAUGUAAUAUAGUCUAUUUCGAAGGUUAACAGAAAUCAACCCAACCAAAAGAUACAGUGCCACUUAGGCAUUGUUACAUCCGUGGUUCAACUGCGGAAAUGAUGAACCAUUGACCAUGGAAGAGCAAUUUCAAAAGUGGAAACAAUCCCAAAAGUUACAUAAGUUCAUUCUGGCUCUAAUGCUACUCAAUAAAAUGGGAUACAAGAAAUAGUUGAACGAUAGGGAAUUUUAUAUAGAAAUGUCAAAGAAGAUUAAUCAAAUCAAAAAGUAAGAUUUCUUAUUAGGCAAUUAUGACUAAUUAUUCGCAGACUAUCAGAAAUCCUUAACUGAAGAUCAGAAAAGUAAAAUCUCCUGUAUUUCUAAUAAAAUGGAUUAAAACACUCGCAUUGAUCAACACACUACCAUAGAUUCCACUAAGCAAUCACAUUCGACUAUUCUUUAAUCUUCCAAAUUAUUAUUACCCUUUACUUCCAAAUAGCCAAUUAGAGUGGUCAAUUUGAAUCUGUAAAAUCAAACGCCUAUUGUGAUUGAAGACAUUGAGUAAGAGCAAAUGAUGAAAUUAUCAGUUCACAGGAAUAAAGAAAAACAAGAAAAGCCAAUUAUCAGAUAAUAAUUAAUGAUGUAAUCAACAAAAUUAAAUCAACCUACUGAAGACAAUUAAUAAUUAAUUUAAGAUAUUAAAAUAUCACAUUAAUAAAGUAGUGAAAAACAACUUGAAUAGUCAACCACUCCAAGUCCAACCAAAUCCCCACAAACACUCAAAAAAAGAAGAGUCAAAAAAUCAUAGUUAAAAUAGUAUCUGAAUGAAGACAUCAUGUAAACCAAUUAUCAAUAGAUGCACAAUGUAAUCCAAGUCUCAUAAUAAGAGUACAAUAAUAAUAGCAUAAGACAAUAAUCUCCGUUAACUAAAAAUGCAUUCAAAAUACAAUUAAAACCUUUAAACCAUCUCCCUUCCAUGGCUAGUUCUUAACAUAAUAAUCCAAAUCCCUCAUUGCGUCCUCGAAAUUAAAAGCAUUCUGUCGAUAGAGAAUUCUAUGCCCCUCCAAUUUUGGAUCUCAGCAACCUAGCCUUAGAAUGCAUGAGUCCCAAAUAACGCCAAACUCGAGCAAUCAGUUUGAGUAGUUAACGAAGAGUUUAUGCCAAUGAAUUUCAGCCAUACAGAGUAUUAGGAGUUAUUGGGAGAAACAACCAGGAUUCUUUUAAUAUAAAAUGA